This is a messenger RNA of Papaver somniferum (opium poppy), 1761 nucleotides long. Its product is annotated as sterol 3-beta-glucosyltransferase UGT80B1. The record is from RefSeq and is a predicted model, not a curated record. NCBI's taxonomy places the organism in Eukaryota, Viridiplantae, Streptophyta, Magnoliopsida, Ranunculales, Papaveraceae. Bases 23 to 1579 code for a protein of 518 amino acids. Gene Ontology annotation, molecular function: hexosyltransferase activity. Gene Ontology annotation, biological process: carbohydrate metabolic process. The transcript is spliced from 15 exons.
CAGUUUAAUUGUUAGGAGCGAAAUGGAGCGUAACCAGAGACCUAGAGCAGUGUUCAUGGCUUUUGGAACCAAAGGCGAUGUCUACCCCAUCGCUGCCAUUGCAGCAGCUUUUGCUUCUGAUCAACCCCAUUAUCAUGUGAUUUUGAUCACUCAUUCAGCUCACCAGAAUUUAAUUGAUAACUUGGAAGACCAAAAUGUCUCCUUCUAUCCAAUUACAACACCACCUGUACUUUCUAUUCUUCAACAUCAUAAUCCCUCAGGGUGCAAAGAACAAAGCUCGUUUUCUUUGCAGAAGAAGCUUGUUAGAAAAGAGCAUAGACUACAAUGCUUGAGUACAAUGGAAAAAAUAUUUGAUGAUGGCCCAAACUUGGUUGCUGAUUUUAUUUUGAUAAAUUUCUUCGCAUUGGAAGGAUGGAACCUCGCAGAACUAUUUCAUGUGCGCUGCAUUGUCGGUGCUCCAUAUGUUGUUCCCUAUAGUGCACCUUCAUCAUUUGAACGGCACUUCAAGAAGGAGUUCCCACUCUUAUACAUAUAUCUUCAAGAAGCUCCUCCUCACAUGGUAUGUUGGAAAGAUGUGAUUCAUUGGAUGUGGCCACUUUUUACAGAGGAAUGGGGAUUGUGGAGAAAUGAUUUGAAUCUAAGUUAUUGCCCUUUCACGGAUCCAGUAACAGGUCUUCCCAUGUCGCACAAUUGGCCUCAAUCUCCCUUGCUUUUGUAUGGGUUCAGCAGGGAAGUUGUGGAGUUCCCAGGUUAUUGGCCCAAAAUUGUCCGAGUAUGUGGAUUUUGGUUUCCUCCAAUGAGCUGGCAAUUUUCAUGUAGCGAUUGCAGAGGAAUUUCAGAUUUUGGUUCUCCGAGACAUCAACCAGCAAAAGACGAAUUAUGUACUCUUCACGCUUCUUUGCAAAAUUUCUUAAAAUUUUCUGCCUCAGAUAUCCCCAUCUUCAUCGGGUUAAGCUCUAUAGGAAGCAUGGGUUUUUUGAAGAACCCCCGAGUGUUUCUUCGAGUUCUUGAAGCUGUUUCAGCGAGUACAAACUACAAAUUCAUCCUUUUCACAGCAGCAUACCAACCUUUAGAUGCUGCAGUACAUGAGUUUGAGGGGAAUGCAUCUUCUUCCGAUCCAAUGCUAUGUAAUAAAGAUGGAGUUCUUCUUUUUAGAUCCCGAGUCUUCUGCUUUUCUGGUUCCAUUCCUUACAGUUGGGUGUUUCAGAGAUGUGCUGUGGCGAUACACCACGGUGGCAGUGGAUCCACGGCCGCAGCAUUAUCUGCUGGAAUUCCCCAGGUAGUAUGUCCAUUUAUACUGGAUCAGUUCUAUUGGGCGGAGAGAAUGUUCUGGCUUGGAGUAGCACCACCUCCGUUGCAAGCAAACCAUUUACUCCAAGAUAAUGAUGAUGAUGCAAGCAUUUUGAAAGUGGUAAUUUCACUAUCAAAUGCAAUAAAAUCAGCUUUAUCACCUGAAGUUAAAGUUCGUGCAUCUCAAAUUGCUGAUAAAAUAAACUUGGAGGAUGGAAUUCAGGAAUCUCUGAAGGUACUCAAGGAAGAAAUUGUCCGUCCAAGUAGUAAUAACCAGUUGUCUCGGUAGAAUCCUGUACUUUAGAUCGAAUGCCAAUACAAUUUGCCUUGGCAACAUUUGAGUUCUUAAAUUUUGACUUCCUUUAUCUAAUGUAUAAAUGUAUGCAAGUCUUUCAAACCAUUGAGCUUCAUAGGCUUAACUUUGUUAAUAUACAAGUGCAUUCGGUCUUACGUCCGUUUAUUAUUACUCCA